GGAAGGCAAGAAAGGGGCAAGACUUUAGCGGAAGCGGAAGAAGCUGGACAGGAGCCGAGGGCGGAAGUGGCGCUGGCUGAGAUUGGGAGCCUGGGGUUAGAAAGGGAACGGCCAGAAGCGGCGGUAGCCCCGCAGGCGGGAGCAGUUUGAGGCCUGUUUUCCCUCCCUCCCUCGGCUCCUGUCCCUACCCCUGCUGUUGACACACUCGCCCUUGUGACAAGCCAUGGCGGGCCGUGGCGGAACUGCGCGGCCAAAUGGGCCGGCGACCGGAAACAAGAUCUGUCAGUUCAAGUUGGUUCUACUGGGAGAAUCAGCCGUUGGGAAGUCCAGCCUUGUCUUGCGGUUUGUGAAAGGACAGUUCCAUGAGUACCAGGAGAGCACCAUUGGAGCUGCUUUUCUCACACAGACCAUUUGCCUAGACGACACAACAGUCAAGUUUGAGAUCUGGGAUACAGCUGGGCAAGAGCGCUACCACAGUCUGGCGCCCAUGUAUUACCGAGGGGCACAAGCAGCCAUUGUUGUCUACGACAUCACAAACAUGGACACCUUUGUGCGAGCCAAGAACUGGGUGAAGGAAUUGCAGCGGCAAGCCAGCUCCAACAUAGUCAUCGCCCUGGCAGGGAACAAGGCAGAUUUGGCCAGCAAGCGAGCUGUUGAAUUCCAGGAAGCUGCAACAUAUGCAGAAGACAACAGCUUGCUGUUCAUGGAGACGUCCGCAAAGACUGCGAUGAAUGUGAAUGAAACCUUCAUGGCAAUAGCCAAGAAGCUCCCCAAAAAUGAACCACAGACUGCAACCGGGACAGCGGGCAGGAAUCGGGGUGUCAACCUCCAGGAUCCCGAACAACCCACCAGGGGUCUGUGUUGUAGCAACUGAGGGAUCUCUGCUGCCUCUUCUUGGAUUGCCCCGACUGGAAUGCGCCUGAACCAGAUCGCGCUUACAGAAGAACAGCUGCCAGGAUCCUUCUUUUUCCCUUCCCCCCCUACCCCGCCCUUCUUUUCUGCUGCUGUGAUAUUUUCUCCUUUAUUCUUCUCUGUCCAUCAAAUGGAGGAAGCAUAGAAAACCCACUUAAUCAACUUCUGUACAAAUAAAAAAAUUUUAAACUCUUUACUGUUCAACCCAAUGUGGGAUUACUCCCGUCUCAGCCCACUGAUUCACUGGGGCUUAGACUGGAGUAAUCCUGCAUAGAACAACUCCAUUUUUAAAGACAAAUGAGGAUUUGCUCCUUAUGGGUAGGUAUUUCCAGAGUGUUGCUAUUUCCAGAGCGUUGGUCCCUUUUUUUUUCUCUGCCUUCUUAGUUUUCCGGACCUAGGUUUUAGUCUUGAUCUCUGCUCACAGCUGCUUGGAAGUGGGAAAUGGCAGUCUUUCACUUGGACACAAGGUAGCUCUUGGGGCAUGUCUGCAUGCCGGGUUCUAAGCCAGGCUUGCCGUAAAGGGCCUCAGAUGGGGGGCUGGUUUAAAUACAGUGCAGACAUGUCCUUGGAAAAAGCAGGGCGUGGAGCUGGCAGAUAACCACUAAGUGAAAUGUGUGAAGUUUAAUGGUGAGAGUGAGAAACACAGACACCUCUGGCCUUUAAGACUCAUUUUGACCAAAUCACAAUUAUGAGUAUGGGAGCAGGGAGGGAGCUGAUUUCUUCUGUAUUUUGUAUUCAGUUUUUCAACGUGUAACCAAUCAGUAUCUCUCUUUAAUUACCUAUACUGACUAGCCUUGCAUCUGCCUCAGUUUGCAUCGGGCUUUGGGGACACCAAUUUUGCAUUAAUUUUCCCUUUCCAUUUUGGAUGUAAUGCACUAAUCCCCCCUGUUGGGGGAAAAAAAUUGUAUAAAAUCACUUUCAAAAAAUCAACAAUGUGAUGCCAUUGUUAAUAAUCCUAUAAUGUGUGACGGUGUUCAAAUGCUAUCGAGGGAAAGAAUAAAUUGUUCUUGUAUACAUGAGGUUGGGGGAGGUGUUCACAUAUUCCCAUAGAAGAUUGGUAAUUUCACUAAGUAGAGUUGCAGAAGGGAAGCCACAGAAGCUGAUAUAGGGCCCGAGGCAAUUUUGUCUUAUCCAUAUUGGUAUUUAAGAGAAAAGGAGUCUACUUAAGUCUUUUCAAUGCAAAGCUCCAGUUGUGUAUGAUUAAUAAAAUAAUUUUUUUAUAAAUCA
This is a messenger RNA of Sphaerodactylus townsendi, 2139 nucleotides long. RefSeq names its product RAB5C, member RAS oncogene family (gene RAB5C). The transcript has 6 exons. Lineage: Eukaryota; Metazoa; Chordata; Lepidosauria; Squamata; Sphaerodactylidae. The coding region runs from base 224 to 874 and encodes 216 amino acids. Gene Ontology annotation, molecular function: GTPase activity; GTP binding. The record is from RefSeq and is a predicted model, not a curated record.